GAAUUUAUUAAAAAAGCCUCAAAUUCUCAUAAAAAACGUUUGCAAAAAUUUCAAAGCAAAUUAGUGAGUCAAAAAAAUCAAUUUUACUGCCUAAUUUUCGUGUGGUCUUUUAAUUUAUAACAUAAAACAAACUUCUGGCUGUUGAGGGAAAGAAUGAAAAAAAAAAACUUAAAAAAAAGUAACCCUUCCCUUUAUUUUUAAUAAAAUUGUUUGUAACAACAAUUUCAAGUAAGUGUAAGAUCCUGGCAUUCCGUCACCAACAUUAUUUUUCAUUGAAUUCACUUGAUAUAAAAGACGAUUUAUGUUAUAGGUGUUAGGAUAGGUAUAGGACAAAAACAAGUGAAAAACAUUUCGUUACUAAGAAACAAUUGUAUCCUUACACACUUUAUGUUUAUCAACCCCCCAGUUUAUUAGCUUGUAAAUUUUAUUUGCUAAAAGGUGCGUAGUUAUUUAUUCCAAAAAAAUGUCCUCACAUAUGGGGACGAAUUUUUUACAUUCCUGCAUUAAGGUACCAAUUGAUCCGUGUAAUAAUUGUCCAGCUCCCGGUUAUAAUCGUCCAAAGGUUUUUCUUAGUCAAAGUUCAACACCAUCAAAUAAAUUUGUGACUACGAAAAAAAUAUCAGAUUGUUAUUUGGACUUAGAUACUCUUAAUGCUGCUAAUGGAAUGCGUUCGUUAGCGACCUUCUAUGAUAGUAUACCAGAUUAUUGUGAGAUAAAUCAUUUGCCAGAAAACGAAUUCUAUUCAACAUUGGAAACUAUAAAAACGACUUAUCGUCAAUUUAAAUCCAAGCCAAGUGUACCUGUUUGCUUGCGAAACGAAAGUAGUGUUUCAUUAAAUUAUGAAAUCCCAAAAUCUGCUAAAAUAAAAAGUGCGUCUUCUAAAUGCAUUAAAAAGAAAACAACAUCGAGGAAAAAUUCGGCCAAAAAAGAUAACAGGAACCUAUCUAACAGCCAGUGCAAGUCUUCAUAUAAGGAUUUGUGCGAAAGGAUGAAUAUUUUUGAAUACAAACGAUGUGACAUUGAUGAUGAUAAACUUUCUAAAGUCUGUGUUACUCCAAUCAAAAGCAAUUCUCCUGUUUUAUACAAAUCUUUAUCAAUGCAUCAAUUGGUAAAAGACGAUAUUCAACCUGGAAUACUCGAUUCGGUUAAAACAACCCGAACAAAUGAAGACACUUCAGUGAAACGGAGGCCCUCGACUCCCGGAAUUAGAGAAUUUUUAAAGAAAUCGUUUUCAUUCAAUGAUAUUAAUACAAAACGUUGGCAAGAACGAUCAAAAACAGAGGGAGAUAUUAUUUUAAGCCGGUCUCCAGAAUCAAAUGGGGAUGUUGUGCCAAAAAUUAAUUUACAGCCUCCUAGUCCUACAAAAUUAAAUGAUGCUCAUAAAGUGGAAUCAUCAAAACAAAGUACACCAAGUACUAGAAAAAAUAAAUCCGGAAAACCCAAGACUGGUUCCCCAAAAGUUCCUUUCUCAUUUCUUGGAAUAAAUGAGUGUACAACGAGUGGAAAGGCAUCUUCAGUUUCUCCCAUCCAUCCCGUAGCAAGACCUAAUUUAGCAGCAACGCUUAGACUCGAAGUUUCAAAGAAAAAAGUCAAAGAACUGCAAAACAAUUGUACGUAUAAUGACCAUAGAUCUCAAAUAGACUGGGAAGUAAGAAAAACUCCGGCAUGGAAGUCUCUUAGUCAUAAUGAAUCACAUAAAGAAAUUUUAGCCAUGCGCUUGGCCACACGAAAAGCUGAACAAGAGCUUCAAAAACGUGAAUACGAAAUACAGAUGGAAAUAAUGCGUCAACGAGUAAAAUCAGCUCCGUUGCUUCUUGAAGGUCCAACAUUUUGGGGACCUCAUGUUGGUAAGCUUUCACACUCUUGCCACAAGGAUAGUUUAAAACAUACUUGUCAACAAGCAACAAAUGGAAAUAAAAAGAAGAAAACCAAUAAGAUACAUUCAAGAAAAUGUCAUUCAAAUAUAUCAUAUUCAAGAAACUCAAAUCACAGCACAAAUUUGCAAGAUAGUGAUGAAUUAUCGAGUUUAGAUAGAGCUUAUUUGUAGUUGUAAUAUGAAAUUAAAGUAUUUUAAUAAAAAGAAGAAAAUAAGUACAUAUUUGAAUAAUAAUGUACCUGAUAAGCCGAGAUUGCCUCAAAGGAUAAUUUUCUUCCGACAAAAAUAAAGAUUUUAAAAA
Episyrphus balteatus (marmalade hoverfly) is the source of this 2177-nucleotide messenger RNA. RefSeq lists its product as uncharacterized. The transcript has 6 exons. The record is from RefSeq and is a predicted model, not a curated record. NCBI's taxonomy places the organism in Eukaryota, Metazoa, Arthropoda, Insecta, Diptera, Syrphidae. Bases 464 to 2047 code for a protein of 527 amino acids.